This is a messenger RNA of Penicillium daleae, 702 nucleotides long. RefSeq lists its product as uncharacterized. The transcript is spliced from 2 exons. The record is from RefSeq and is a predicted model, not a curated record. Lineage: Eukaryota; Fungi; Ascomycota; Eurotiomycetes; Eurotiales; Aspergillaceae. The coding region runs from base 1 to 702 and encodes 233 amino acids.
AUGGCAUCGGCGAUAUCAUUUGGCGAGUCAAACUCUGGCUUACAAGCAGGUAUCAUCGAUUGCAAUGUCACUACACAGUUCUGCAACGAGGAGUUCAAACAAUGGCAAGACAACCAGAGCAGCCGUCUCUGGAUCAGGGGUGAUCCAGGCAAAGGAAAGACAAUGCUUCUGUGCAGUAUCAUCGACGAAUUGACCCGAUUGAUCGGGGAUAACUCGAAUAUCUCCUUCUUUUUCUGCAAAGCUACCGACGUGCGAAUCAAUAAUGCCAUCGCCGUUCUCCGUGGCUUGAUAUAUUCUCUGGUCGAGAAGCAGCCAUCUCUUCUCUCCUAUGUACGGAGCCGGUAUGACCAAGCGGGAAAGACACUAUUUGAGGACAUCAACGCACGGAACGCCCUCUCAAAGAUCUUCACCGAUAUCUUGAAAGAUCCGGCCUUACGAAAUACUUAUUUCGUGAUCGAUGCACUCGACGAAUGCACAACAGACCUCCCUUUCCUUCUGGACUUGCUUGUCCAGGAAUCAUCCGCCCACUCGCGCGUGAAGUGGAUUGUUUCGAGCCGUAUCUGGCCCGAUAUCGAAGAGCGUCUGAACAUAGCUCCCCGGGCAGCGCCGAUUUCAUUAGAGCUAAAUAAGGCAUCUGUAUCCGACGCUGUGCGAAAGUUCAUUCGUUAUAAGGUUCACCAAUUAGCAGAAGUCAAAAAGUAA